This is a messenger RNA of Cladophialophora carrionii CBS 160.54, 636 nucleotides long. RefSeq lists its product as uncharacterized. Lineage: Eukaryota; Fungi; Ascomycota; Eurotiomycetes; Chaetothyriales; Herpotrichiellaceae. The transcript is spliced from 2 exons. The record is from RefSeq and is a predicted model, not a curated record. Bases 1 to 636 code for a protein of 211 amino acids.
AUGCAUCCGCUACAUCCUGAUGAUCGCGGUGCUGCAUGCCCUCCUCUCGGCGUUCGGCUUGGUAUCUCUGGAAAUCUUCACCCUGGACCUCUUGCUGAUUUUGGCCCUGCCCGUGGUCGUGACACAUCUGCACGCUCAUUGAAGUCUGCUGCCACUCGCAGCGCUGAUACCACCAACGGAGCCGCUGAUGGCGGUGCUGAUGUUGAAGCCGAAGCUGAUAUUGACGCUGAUAUUGACGCUGAUAUUGACGCUGAUAUUGACGCUGACGCUGAUGCUGAUGCCGGUCGCGACUUCCCCAUCGACGCCGACGGCGACGACGGCGACGACCUCGAGAACUUGUUCGACUUCUACGGCGGUCACGACAAACACUUCAACUUGACCUACCGUAGCCGACCCAUUCGCCCCUCCCACCAUCAUCGUGCCGGCGGCAGACCGAUCAAAGUCCCCGAUAACCGCAUGACUGGUCGCCGCCCUCUCAUUUGGAUGAGUGAACCGAAACUCCGCAAACCUCUCCCCUGUGGCGCCAAUAUCUUGGAUGCCUUGUCCAAGACGCAACUCAAGAAGUUCCCCUUCCGCCUGGUCGAUCGAAGCCGUGAGAUCGAUGCUGUGAAGCAGACCCAUCAUAUGGAAAGGUAG